AUGCACACACUUCUAGCAGGUCUUGUUGGCCUUCUUGCCAUGGCUAAUGUUAAUUCUUUAUCUCUUCGCGGCUAUCCAAGUUUUGUUCAGCCCGACAUUCUUCAACCAUUGCUUGAGGGUCACGAUAGCCUCGAAAUAAAGGUUCAGCCUUUUCUCGACUCUGGCAGUGAUGGCUGCCCAUUUGCACUGUGGGUUGGCGACAAAAUUGACAAUGAGAAUACCCUGGCUCGUCUCGUCGUCAUCAUUCGAAAGGAUUGGAACACUGCCACACUUUUUGCAGCCGCGAUCAGAGAGAUUUUUGAGAAGUGGGACCAGUUCGCUGCCGGGCAAGCCGACAGUAUCUUGGAGGAACGCACAGAGGUUAUCGGCGCACACGAUGUGCUCCCCGCUAUUAUACCAGCGAGUGAGGUCAAUAUGUUCUCCAAGGUUGAUUAA
Messenger RNA from Fusarium venenatum, 435 nucleotides. Lineage: Eukaryota; Fungi; Ascomycota; Sordariomycetes; Hypocreales; Nectriaceae. The record is from RefSeq and is a predicted model, not a curated record.